GACACUUUCACUUUGGGAGGUGUGUUGAUGUUAACAAUAAUCUUGGACACUUUCACACUGUGAGAUGUGUUGAUGUUAACAAUAAUCUUGGACACUUUCACACUGUGAGGUGUGUUGAUGUUAACAAUAAUCUUGGACACUUUCACACUGUGAGGUGUGUUGAUGUUAACAAUAAUCUUGGACACUUUCACACUGUGAGGUGUGUUGAUGUUAACAAUAAUCUUGGACACUUUCACACUGUGAGGUGUGUUGAUGUUAACAAUAAUCUUGGACACUUUCACACUGUGAGAUGUGUUGAUGUUAACAAUAAUCUUGGACACUUUCACACUGUGAGGUGUGUUGAUGUUAACAAUAAUCUUGGACACUUUCACACUGUGAGAUGUGUUGAUGUUAACAAUAAUCUUGGACACUUUCACACUUUGAGUGUGUUGAUGUUAACAAUAAUCUUGGACACUUUCACACUGUGA
Molecule: messenger RNA, 467 nt
Organism: Candidula unifasciata
Lineage: Eukaryota; Metazoa; Mollusca; Gastropoda; Stylommatophora; Geomitridae
Source: the annotation of a GenBank genome assembly